Molecule: messenger RNA, 1923 nt
Organism: Periconia digitata
Lineage: Eukaryota; Fungi; Ascomycota; Dothideomycetes; Pleosporales; Periconiaceae
Source: the annotation of a GenBank genome assembly
UUCAGUAACAACCCUGCACUCCCAGUUCUUGAGCUCAUCUCCACAAGAAGUACGUUCUGCAAAAUGGCGGACCCCUUGACAAUCUUCGGCUCAGCAGCCUCGGUCCUCAGCACCAUCGACAUCCUCGCCAAAGCCAGUAAAGCUAUCCUGGAACUCCGUAAUCAAUGGAAAGACGCCGACAUGACUCUUCUGAAUCUGACUUCUCAGCUGAAUGCACUGAGAGCAGCGCUGACUAAGAUCAAGAAAUGGAUGGAAAGCAGCGUGGACGAGUCCCAUCAUCAGCUCAUCAUAGACUUGGAAGCCUCGCUUCAAUGCUGCCAACUACUCGCUAUGCGGAUCGACGCCGAAAUAGGAGAAUUGCCAAAGUUGGAUGACGGAACGUUGCGUGCGGACUCCAAGGCCAAGUUGAUCUUCAAGAGUAGUGGGAUAGCCGAUUUGCAGAGCAUGAUGGACCGACAGACUUCCGCGCUUACUUUGCUUCUUACUGCGUGUAACAGCAACACCCUUGUCGAGCAGCAGAAGCUCUUGGAGACGCCCAAAACUCGGAAGACUAUUGAGACGGCUCACAAGGAUAGUGCUUCUCUGAUAGUGCAUCGCGAUGCUGCCUCUUUGCGCACGCAGCAAACGGAUAAUCUUUCCAAGCUUUCCAUGACGUUCGGUUUCGAUGGUGAUCUGUUUGGAUCGAAAGUUUAUCAGUCGGUCAUACGCGACCCUGUGAAGCUUGCGUUUCGAUCGAGACACUGGCGAGGUGGCUCGCGGGGCUCCAAGGAGUCUCAAGGUUCAGCUAUCUCUGAAGAAACCACGGUGCAAUUCCGGCCUGAGAUGAUGCAGACCCGGCGGGUCAAGACGAUCCUUGUUCUUGGCGCCAAUGACACUUCAAAAAGCACGCUCUUGAGGCAUUUGAAUCAUAUUUCCGAACCUGACAGUGAGGGAUAUAAGCUGCAGCAUAGUAAAAACAUUGAUGAGUGCCGCGAAGCAGUCUACCAGAAUCUCAGGAAUUGCUUCGAGAUAUUCGUGGAAAUCUUGCGCAAACAGUCGUUCGAGAUGGAAGAUGAAAUGGAAGAUCGAGAGAUGGUGACACAAGCGAUGACUCUGUUGGACCAGUCUCCCACCCCCAUCGAGGAAAUACACAUCAAUUGGAUCAUAUGCAUUAUAAUGAACCUAGUGGAUCUUCCGUACACCAGACGUGCCAUUCUUGUGGGGAGCGAUUAUGACCUUCCUGACAACACUGAGUACUUUUUCACAAACAUACAGAGAAUCUCUGAGCCAGGAUAUGUUCCGACGAACCUAGAUAUGUGUCACAUUCAGAACAUGACGACAGGUAUAGAGCAACAUCGUAUGGAGAUAAACGGGCAGACUUGCUUGCUAUACGAUGUAGGAGGCUCUCGCAGUGAACGGAAGAAGUGGAAGAAAUUGAUGUACGAUGUCGACCUCAUUGUCUUUACCGUUUCUAUGAGCGACUAUGAUGGGGGGACACGGUAUGACGAAUCCAAGAUGUCAGAAUCUGCAUUGCUCUUCCAAUCCUUAGCGACGAGUGACCGUCUUUCCUCCGUCAGCUUUAUCCUCCUCUUCACCAAAAUGGAUCUCUUCGCCGCUAAAAUCGCCUCUGGAAUACGCCCACUCUCUAAAUAUAACAAGGACUAUAGCGGCCCACCGACGAGUAUAGCAGUCGCACGCGAUUUCCUUACUAAAACGAUUACAGAUAUGUAUCAGACGGGUGGAAAAUUGUACGUGCAAUAUCUAGACGCCACAAACCGGAGGGAUAUCGAAGAAUUUCGGGGGGCACUUGCAAUAAUCCUCGCAGGCAAGAGUUGGAGGACAGGAGAGAGGGAGAUCGUUAGCGGGAAGGGUAGGUGGAUGAGUCAAUUCAAAAACGAAGAGCCACAUGAAGAAGCCGAGGCCAGAUCAUCAUCUCAACCCUGA